This is a messenger RNA of Anguilla rostrata (American eel), 5043 nucleotides long. It is a transcript of the gene samd12, whose product is annotated as sterile alpha motif domain containing 12. Bases 671 to 1237 code for a protein of 188 amino acids. Gene Ontology annotation, molecular function: protein binding. Gene Ontology annotation, biological process: cell surface receptor protein tyrosine kinase signaling pathway. Lineage: Eukaryota; Metazoa; Chordata; Actinopteri; Anguilliformes; Anguillidae. Gene Ontology annotation, cellular component: cytoplasmic side of plasma membrane. The record is from RefSeq and is a predicted model, not a curated record. The transcript has 5 exons.
UAUGAUUGGCUAACGCUGCACGCCAGAGAAAAUCAGUGAAGUAUGAAAAUUCGGUGUUGCCUAGCUAGGGAUGAGUGCUUGCCUGUCGGUUAGAAGAUUGUGGUUUCAGUGUAAAAUAUUAAUAGGAUAUGUGGGCGGACGUAUAGGCCAAUUUUAUUCUCGAAGAACCGAAUUGUCCAGUAUUUCAGAACCGACGGUCAACACAUUUUGCUAAUGCCCCUGUCAAUGUCUGAUGCGCACUCUGGAGAAACAAACCAAGCUCCGUUCGUACCAUAUGUUUGUAGCCUACUCUGUAAUCGGUUACGCGUGUUUAGUCUGCGAAAGGAGCUAUUUAAUCCAAAGAAAUAUUUUACAUUGUUUGUAACUGCUCUAUUCUUGAGGAGUGUUUAAUUUUAUUUAUCACAAAAUUCCAAGAAUGGUUCUUAUUAUAGACACAACUGAAGAGAGUACCUGUAAUGUAGCCUACAUUAUUGGGCGCAUUGGACGUUGCUCCACGUGAGAUAAUCGUCCGCUGCGACCAAAUCUAUUGUUGACUAUAAGUGAGUUUUUUUUUUUGGGGGGGGACCGAGCGUUGCCUAAAAUUGUCCACACAAAUCGACGACAAACGUUUAUUUUGCGUGUGCAAACCAUAGACAGUACCAUAGAAGGUGCAAACAUAACCUGGGGCGGAAUGCUAGGACAGUCUCACCACCUUAUCGGGGGGAUCCUGUGGAUUCAAAAUCCGAUGAGAGCUGUCCACUGCAACCUGAGUCAGAAUGGUUUAGAUCACCAGGUGUGCCCAGAGGAUGUGACAUCACCCUUGGAUGAACUGCCAAUCGGUCAUGGAGUGGCCAUCGAUGACGAUAGCCCCACCUACCUGGACCAGAGGGAUCCCAUCUACCAGCAGGCCUCAGACUCGCAGGCCACGCAGCCGGGGAACUUGAAGCUGAGCAAGCCGGUCGCCCUGUGGACGCAGCAGGACGUAUGCAAGUGGCUGAAGAAACACUGUCCCAACCAGUACCAGAUCUACAGCGACUCCUUCAAGCAGCAUGACAUCACAGGCCGAGCUCUGAUGAGGCUGACGGACAGGAAGCUGGAGCGGAUGGGCAUCAUGCAGGAGAGCCAGCGGCAGCACGUCCUGCAGCAGGUCCUGCAGCUGAGAGUGCGGGAGGAGGUGCGCAACCUGCAGCUGCUGACGCAAGCUGUCGGUUCUCAGGGGCUUCAGAUAAAGGAAGGAAGGGACUUAAAAGCAAACUAAACCCCCCAUGGUGCCUCCUUCUGGCUGAAAAAGUGUUGAGAAAAACAAAAGUUUGACACCGUGGAGAAAGACUGCAAUCAGUGAGAUGGAGGAGAUGGCAAGACCCCAAUUGCUCACUUUCAAGAUAUUUACUGCCCUGAUCCUCUUUUUGUCCCCCCUCCCCCACACACACACACACACAGCUCCAAAUACAGAACUGGAAUCGGUACAAAUGAUUGGAGUAAAAAACAAUAAAAUGGCACGGUCGUGUUAAAUAUACUUACUCUACAUCUUAAGGUGUGUGAAUGUGUUCUUUCUGUAGCACAAAACAUUUGGUUGUUUAUUCAUCUAAACAUAGGCAGGGAAAAGACAAACUAAACAAUGAGACUGUUCAUGGCGCCUUGUGUUAGAAACAAUUUUUUUUUAAAUCUCUGCAUUAACUGUAGAUGAAGCUGUUCUGAUUUAUUGUGAUACCAUUAAAGGGCAAAGUACAAUAUGCUUUUUUGUACUUGGUGGUGGUGACUCAGUGAUGUCUAAAAUGAGUGGUGAUUAUUUCUCUAUAAUUAUUUUUAAUUUCCUUUGCAAGGCCAUGGCAUAGCUUCAGGGGGAUGACUCCUUUGUUUCGUGUUGGGGGGUUGCUACACCAUUUUGGGCUUCGUUUUGAAACAACUGACCGGCUUGCUGUGCAUGAUGCCUUGCUUAUUUGGUUGGAAUUCAGUGCAGGUUUUAAGAUGGUUUAAAUAGGUCAUAUAGUAUGAAUGUCACAGAAGCUGAAAAUGUGUGGGGAUGUAGAUAGCGACAGAAUAGAAAGUUUCUUAACUCUACAGCGAUAAUCCAUCAAACUAAAAGACGAGCUUGCAAUCAAAUCCAUUAUAAAGUCAUCAACAAUGCUUUCAGCAAUCAGAAAACAAAACACAAGAUGCCUAAACCAAUUGACGAGACAUUUAAGAAGCAAUAUAAGAGAAACAUCAACCCUGUACCAUUUAAAAAUGCAUACAUAAUUUAGCAUGUAUCUGUAACCCUGCAUCAGACAUUGAAAGCCAAUUUUUUGGGACAUGGCAAAUAUUUGUUGAAUGAAUGAAUGAAUGCCUCUAAAAGCAAGGGGCGCUGCUGUUGUGCCUAUAAGCUGUUAUCUCCACUUAUUGUGCUUUUGCUUGAUUAAAUACCCAGUUGUGUAAAAGAAUAAUGUUUAUCAUUUCAGAUUAGUCACAGCCAGAUAUGCAGCCAGAUAGUGAAAUCACAUAGAUCAGAUCUCCAUUAUCAUCAUGAGUUCUCCAAAAAAAUGAUUAUAAUCUCAGCACUGACCUUCAACAAAUGACUCCCUCAUGAAGCACUAAUCGCUGUAUUAUCGCUUAUUAUCUUGUGCAUUUUUUUAAGUAAAUUUUUACUUUGUGUAUUUCCUUGGGAUUUUCUUGUGCUGAACCUGCUAUUUUUAUCCAUUUUUAGUGCUUGUGCUGAGUGAGUGUUACUGUAAGUGUUAGUUCUGUUUUUUUGAGGGUGCUGACGCAUGGUACAGCAUUAUUUUAAUGGUCUUACCAGUAUACCAUAAAAAGGUGCUUUUUAUCACAGAUCCUGACAUGACUGGAAUGCUCAACAGCCAUUAUGAAACUGGUAGAUUUAUUGAUUACUUUGUUACCUCAUCUACAGUACAUGCAGAAACAGUUUUAUAUAGUAGCAGUAGUGAUUUAAGUAAAUGUCUCAUAACAAAAUUAAUGAACAGUAUAUAUAGAGUGAUCUCCAUAAUGUUUGGGACAAAGACAUUUUUUUGUUGGUUUUGCUCUGUUCUCCACAAUUUUAGAUUUGUAAUGAAACGUUGACAUGUGGUUGAAGUAAAGAUUCUCAGCUUUUAAAUUAUGGGUAUUUUUAUGCAUUUGGUUUUACCAUGUAAAAAUGGAACUCGGUUUGUGUGUGUGUGUGUGUGUGUGGGGGGGGGGGGGGGCACAAAAAAACUAUGUUUUAAGUGAAAUGUUUGCAUUUGCCAAAAGCCUCAAAAGACAGGAAAUGAAAUUUAUCGGCCCUCAUGCUAACAUCAGCCUGCUCUCCAUCAAGGUGUAUCAGCACAGAUCUUUGACGACUCCUAUGACCCUGAAAAUGUCUAAUGUACUUCAGACAACAUUUACUUUCCACUGGGCAGAUUGCUUAAGAUUCAAACCUUCUCUCAAAGAGCCUUAUUCAUACUCUUAGGGUAAGCUCUGCACAGCAUAUUGUCAAUUUUGGAUAUUAAAGCCAGAGGCAAUAUACUUACAAAUUUUGCACUUUUAUAAAGUGUGCUUCAUUUCCAUCAUUCCCAUGUGUCCUAUUUGGGACCACAUAUAUUGUAUUUGCCUUCACUGGAACUAAGGGGCCUAGCCCAAACCAAACCCCAUGAAAAACAGCCCCAGUGUACAGAUAUCUUUGGUUAUAUAGUAUUCAAGUCUGACUGUGUUCAGUCAGCUGAUUCUAUCAAUUAAAUUUGGUUAAUUGGUUGAUCAAGCAACUAAGGGAGCAAUUGCUUUUCCAGAAGGGUGAUAUGGGCAAUUUGUGUUUUUUCAUUCAAUGAAAUAUUUUUUUUAAAUGUGUUUUAUUUACUCUUUCCCUUUUUUCCCCUAAUAUUAUAUUUUGUAUAAAGAUUUUAAACCGUUCAGUGUGACACAUGCAAUAAUAGAGGAAAUCAGGAAGGGGGCAAACACCUUUUCAUGGCACUAUAAAUACAUAGCUGCAGUGAAGGAUACCUGGUAAAUGGCAUGUCUGUGUAGACUGGAAUUCGCCGAAAUAGCUGUAAAGAUAAAAGUGCUUUUUGCUCAUACCCUUCUCAACCUGAGCAAUCUGUACCAGCGCCCAGAAGGGAGCAUCUGAAACGAACCAAAGAGGGGACAACAUUGUUCCUUUAAAAAAAGAGCUGGCUAUACAGGGAAUAUUUCUCUCAUACAACUCUAAAAGUCUCCACCCGUCGGCCCCAGUGAUUUCAGAAUGCAUCUUUUUGUGCAGCUGAGAGCAGCACUCGAGGUUCAGGUUGAAUUGAAAUAGAUUCAAUAAAAUACAUUUAAAAACGUGUUAAAACUAAGUAGUCAACAUCAAGCCUAUUUAAUUUCUUCAACAUAAGCAUAUGUUGCUGCAGCUUUGAAUAGAUUGCAUUGGUGUUUUUUUUUUCUUGCAUAGCGGUUUAUCAUCAAUUAUUUGUCCCAAGAUACCUGUAUGUGUUAUUGUAUAUUUCAUUAAAAGGGAAUGUGAAAGAGUCCUAAUCACACCUUUAUCACACUUUCAGCUAAUAACAGCGGUAGAAGCCUCCCACUUGUGCUUUGUACCACUUUUCUCCCAUGGAAAAAAAUGUAUUCAAUUCCUUUUAUAUUGUGAAUUUGCGCAUUCUUUUGCCAAGUGCAUUUGCAUCCCUAAAACAGGCCUGCCAUGUGGACAUAAAUGUGCAAUUCCUCAGUGCUUUCAUGUAAACAAAUCUACAGUUCAUAAUCCGAUUCUCUCAAAUUAAUUUUUGGAAACAUCAAGAAGCCCUGGGUUAAUUCAAGGAAAGCAGCUGGGAAUCUCUGGCAGAUGCAAUUUAGAUUUAAUCUUAUUUAACUGAUCAACCAGGUUUUGCUUCUCUCUCUCUCUCUCUCUGUAUGCGUGUGUGGCAAGUAGUCAUGUACUGCAUGUGCAUUGUAUGUUCAUCUGUUUGCUUAUAUUCAGAAUGUAGAAAUUUUGUAACUAAUCAGUACUAUUAUGUUGUAUGAGGAAAAUAUACAUUAUCUUCCUCCUAACUACACUCUCUGUUCAUUUCUCCUGCCUCUCCUCUCUCCUUUCCUCCCUUACUCCUCCCUCUCUCCUUUUUCUCCUCUCUCUCCACUCAUCCUAUA